AUGCUGUGCUGGCUCCUGCUGCUCGCCCUGCUGCUGGUGGCUGCCUUCCCGUGGCCCCUGCGCCAGAGCUACUCGGUCCCUGAGGACUUCUCUGCUCCGCUGGAGCUUCCACAGCAGCACUUUGGCCUGGUGGAUGAUUACGGCAUCAAACCCAAGCAGCCUCACAUUAGGAGCCGGGUGGCCCAGGAGAGGCCAGUGGGGCUGCAUAGAGCUGGCAAAAGCAAGCGUGAUGAGCUUGACUUGCUGGAGUACUACUACGAUGCCCAUCUGUGAGCCAGUGUGCCUCUGCCUGCUGCAGCCCAGCCUCCACGAGCUGCCUUCCUGCCCUCCGCUGCUGCAGGACAGGGUAGGUGUGGACUGUAGGAAAGUGGUGGGGUUAAGGAUAUGCCCUGCUUUGAGUGAGGACCGGAGAGGAUGACCUCCAGAGGCCUCUUCAACCAUCAUACAAUGAUCUCUGGCCUCCAAGGGUUGCAGCUGGG
Phalacrocorax carbo (great cormorant) is the source of this 479-nucleotide messenger RNA. The record is from RefSeq and is a predicted model, not a curated record. NCBI's taxonomy places the organism in Eukaryota, Metazoa, Chordata, Aves, Suliformes, Phalacrocoracidae.